Sodiomyces alkalinus F11 is the source of this 8023-nucleotide messenger RNA. RefSeq names its product phosphatidylinositol 3-kinase tor2. Gene Ontology annotation, biological process: protein phosphorylation; TOR signaling; negative regulation of macroautophagy. The transcript has 4 exons. Gene Ontology annotation, molecular function: protein serine/threonine kinase activity; protein-containing complex binding; protein binding. The record is from RefSeq and is a predicted model, not a curated record. NCBI's taxonomy places the organism in Eukaryota, Fungi, Ascomycota, Sordariomycetes, Glomerellales, Plectosphaerellaceae. Gene Ontology annotation, cellular component: TORC1 complex; TORC2 complex; nucleus. The coding region runs from base 206 to 7537 and encodes 2443 amino acids.
GUCAAUCGCUUCGUCUCACCUUCUCUUUUACCCACUUUCUCCAUCACGCCCACCACAACCCACAAUCAAUCUAUCACCUACUCUGGUUAACGACUUCAAGCAGCAACCGCACAGUAUCCCUCCCACUUGUCGCGAUCCAUGUCGCGUCCCCUGUGAUUAUCCGAAUGCUUUAGGGCGCUAGAAGUGGAAGUAGAGGAGGGGGACAAUGGCGACCCAACAACAGAUCGCCCUUGAGCGGCUUGAUGUGAUCACCCGUGACCUUCGUUCUAGUCGAGUCUCUGAUGAUGCUCGGAGACGAGCUGCUCUUCAGCUCCGUGAGCUGGUCUUGGUUUGCCAUCGAGACCUUCAACCAGACCACUUCAAUACCGUCUACACGGCGGUCAAUAAUCGCAUCACCCAGCUCAUCGCCCAUGGAAACGAUUCGGCCGAACGCCUGGGCGGCGUCUAUGCCCUCGAUAGUAUCGUCGACAUCGAAACCUCCGACCAGGCAACCAAGUAUGCCCGCUUUCUCCAAAACCUCAAGGCCAUCCUGCGCGGCAAGGACACAAUCCCCAUGCCAGCAGCGGCCGUGACUCUGGGAAAGAUGUGCCGUCCGGGCGGCUCUGUUAUUAGCGAGCUGGUCGAAUCCGAAACCCAGAUGGCCCUGGAAUGGCUACAAAACGACCGCGUUGAAGAACGUCGUUACAGCGCCGCCCUCGUCCUCCGCGAGCUGGCCAAGCAGGCCCCGACUCUUAUGUACAGUUAUGUGGGUCUUGUCCUGGACCUCAUCUGGAGCAGUUUGCGCGACGCCAAGUAUCUUAUUCGUGCCACCUCGGCCGAGACCGUGGCCGCCUGCUUCCGCAUCAUCCGCGAGCGAGACCAGGAGCUGAAGAAGUCUUGGAUGGAGAAAGCAUACAACGAGCUCCUGCGAGGCCUUCAGAACGGCUCCAUCGAGUACAUCCACGGCUCCCUCCUCAUGCUGAAAGAACUGCUGGAGCAGGGCGGCAUGUUCAUGCAAGAACACUACUCCGAGACAUGCGAGAUCGUCUUACGAUACAAGGAGCAUAAAGAUCCGGCCGUCCGGAAGACCAUCGUUCUCCUGAUUCCCGACUUGGCCAGCUAUUCCCCCGCCGAGUUUGACCAGAGCUACCUUCACAAGUUCAUGAUAUACCUCAUGGGUAUGCUCAAGAAGGAAAAAGAGCGAACCGAUGCCUUCCUGGCCAUUGGCAACAUUGCCACAUCCGUUAAGAGCGCUAUUGCCCCGUAUCUAGACAAUGUCAUGAUCUUCGUCCGCGAGGGCCUCAGCCAGAGCGCUCGGAAACGAGGGUCCGUCGACGCCGUCUUCGAGUGCAUUAGUAGGCUUGCCGUAGCCGUCGGCCAGACCCUGAGCAAAUACAUGGAGGCCCUCCUCGACCCCAUCUUCGACUGCGACCUCACCCCGAAACUGACCCAGGCCCUCGUCGACAUGGCCUUCUACAUUCUCCCGGCCCAGGAGACCAUCCGGUCCCGGCUCCUCGACAUGCUGAGCAUCGUCCUCUGCGGCGAGCCUUUCAAGCCUCUGGGUGCGCCCCAUCCCAACACCCUCACCGCGGCCCCCGUCAUCAGCAAAGACGCCAGGGACCCCCACGCCUACGAGCACCGCAAGGCCGAGAUCAAGCUCGCCCUCAAUACCCUCGGGAGCUUCGACUUCGCAAACCACGUGCUUAAUGAGUUCGUGCGCGAUGUCGCCAUCAAGUACGUCGAAGACGAGGACCCCGAAAUUCGGGAAGCCGCUGCCCUCACUUGCUGUCAGCUCUACGUCCGCGACCCCGUCGUCAACCAGACUAGUUAUCAUGCCUUGCAGGUGGUCAGCGACGUUAUCGAGAGGCUUCUCACCGUCGGCGUGUCCGACCCCGAGCCUUCUAUUCGAAGGACCGUGCUGGCCGCGCUCGACGAGCGGUUCGACCGCCACCUCGCCAAGGCCGAGAACGUUCGUACCUUGUUCUUUGCCCUCAACGACGAGGUCUUUGCCAUCCGAGAAGUGGCCAUUUCCAUCAUUGGGCGCCUGGCCCAGCAUAACCCGGCUUACGUGAUUCCCUCUCUCCGCAAGACCCUGAUUCAGCUCCUGACCGAGCUCGAGUUCUCCGACGUCGCCCGUAACAAGGAGGAGAGCGCGAAGCUCCUAAGCCUCCUGGUACAGAACGCCCAGGGUCUCGUCAAACCCUACGUCGACCCCAUGAUGUCCGUGCUCCUCCCCAAGGCCAGCGACCCGACUCCCUCCGUUGCUGCCACCAUCCUGAGAGCCAUGGGAGAGCUCGCCACCGUCGGAGGCGAAGAUGUCCUUCCGUACAAGGACCGCCUGAUGCCGCUCAUCAUCGACGCCCUCCAGGACCAGAGCUCGAACGUCAAGCGAGAAGCGGCCCUGCAUGCGCUUGGCCAGCUGGCUAGCAACUCGGGAUACGUCAUCGAACCCUACCUCGAGUACCCCCAGCUCUUGGAGCUUCUCCAGGGCAUCAUCAGGACGGAAGACCAACGGGGUCCUCUGCGCAGCGAGACGAUUAAAUUGAUCGGCAUCCUUGGCGCCUUGGACCCUUACAAGUACCAGCAGGUCGAACAAGACAGGCCGGAGGUGCAGAGGCAUGCCGAAGCCACGCAGAUGACCGACAUCUCCCUCAUGAUGACGGGCUUGACGCCCUCCAACAAAGAAUACUACCCCACCGUGGUCAUCAACGCCUUGCUGCAGAUUCUCAAGGAUAACUCUCUCCAGGCUCACCAUCCCGCCGUCAUCGAAGCCAUCAUGAACAUCUUCCGCACCCUUGGCCUGGAGUGCGUAUCAUUCCUGGAUCGGAUCAUCCCGGCUUUUCUCGGUGUCCUUCGCGCCGCACCCAACAAGAGGGUCGAAUCCUACUUCAGCCAGCUCGCCACCCUCGUCAGUAUUGUCCGCCAACAUAUCCGCAACUUUCUUCCCGAGAUCGUCGACACGUGCCGCGAAUACUGGAAUGCCGGCCUGGGUCUGCAAUCUACCAUCUUGUCGUUGGUCGAGGCCAUCUCGCGAUCGCUGGAAGGCGAUUUCAAGAUCUACCUCGCAGGACUACUUCCCCUGAUGCUGGGAGCCCUCGAGAAAGACACGUCACAGCGCCGCGUGCCUUCCGAGAGAGUCCUCCACACCUUGCUCGUCUUGGGUUCUAGCAGCGAGGAGUACAUGCACCUGAUCAUCCCCGUCAUCGUUCGCACGUUCGAGAAGCAAGGCCAACCCACGCAUCUCCGCAAGGCGGCCAUCGAGACCAUCGGCAAGAUCUCGUACCAGGUCAACCUGAACGACUACGCAUCCAAGAUCAUUCACCCACUCACCCGUGUGAUGGCUAGUGGCGAUCCCACCUUGCGCGUUGCCGCGCUCGACACUCUCUGUGCCCUGAUUCACCAGUUAGGAAAGGACUACCUGCAUUUCAUGGGCACCGUGAACAAGGUCAUCGCCACGCACCAGAUUCAGCAUCAGAACUACGACCUCCUGGCCAGCAAGCUGCAGAAGGGCGAAGUCCUCCCCCAGGACCUCGGGUCGGCGGACCGCUUCGUCGACCACGUCGAUAGCAACAUGUUUGGCGAACUGGCUUCCAAGAAGCUCGAGAUGAAUGCCAUCCACCUCAAGGCGGCCUGGGAUACCAAGGGCAAAUCGACCAAGGAGGACUGGCAGGAGUGGCUGCGCCGGUUCUCAACCACGCUCCUGGCUGAGUCGCCGAACCACGCACUUCGCGCCUGUGCGGCGCUCGCCAGCUCGUACCUGCCCCUGGCCCGCGAACUGUUCAACUCGGCCUUCGUGUCGUGUUGGUCCGAGUUGUUCGACCCGUUCCAGGACGAACUCAUCAGCAACAUCGAGAACGCCAUCAAUUCGGAAAACGUGCCGCCCGAUCUGCUCGGCUUGCUCCUUAACCUCGCCGAGUUUAUGGAACACGAUGACAAGGCCUUGCCGAUAGACAUACGCAUCCUGGGGCACCAAGCGGGCCGCUGCCACGCGUACGCGAAGGCCCUCCACUACAAGGAACUCGAGUUCUUGCAGGACCAGAGCAGCGGCGCCGUCGAGGCGCUCAUUGGCAUCAACAACCAUCUCCAACAAUCCGACGCCGCCAUCGGCAUUCUCCGAAAGGCUCAGCUGUACAAGGAAGGCAUUCAGCUGAGGGAAACCUGGUUCGAGAAGCUCGAGCGCUGGGAGGAAGCCCUCGACUUUUACACGAAGCGCGAGCAGGAUCUUGGCGAGGACCAGUCCGUGCCCGUGGAGAUCAUCAUGGGCAAGAUGCGCUGCCUGCACGCGCUGGGCGAGUGGGAUUCGCUCGCCAACCUCGCCAGCGACACGUGGUCCAACUCGUCCCCGGAGGUGCAGCGCCUCAUUGCUCCGCUGGCCACUGCCGCCGCAUGGGGCUUGGGCAAGUGGGAGUCGAUGGAUCACUAUCUCCAGUCCAUGAAGCGUCACUCGACCGACCGCUCCUUCUUCGGGGCCAUUCUCGCCCUGCACCGCAAUCACUUUAGGGAAGCGCUGAACUGCGUGCAGCAGACGCGGGACGGUCUCGAUACCGAGCUUAGUGCUCUCGUGAGCGAGUCGUACAAUCGCGCCUACACGGUGGUCGUCCGGGUGCAGAUGCUGGCGGAGCUGGAGGAGCUCAUCUUCUACAAGCAGACAGACGAGAAGAAAAGGGCGGCCAUGCGCCGCACAUGGGAGACGCGACUCAUGGGCUGCCAGCGCAACGUCGAGGUGUGGCAACGCAUGCUGCGGCUACGAGCACUCGUCAUGAGCCCUUCGGAAAACAUGCAGAUGUGGAUCAAGUUUGCGAACCUCUGCCGCAAGUCGGGGCGCAUGGGCCUCGCCGAGAAGUCGUUGAAGCUGCUCGUCGGCACCGACUCGGUGCUCACCAGCAUGAUUCCUUAUUGGAACGAACGCCCCGGACAGUUCACGGCGAGUUUGCCUAGGAACAUCCCGUCGCAGAUCAUGUACGCGGUUCUCAAGUACCAGUGGGAUGUCAGCCAGCAACUGGGCCGCAAGACGUCGACCAUGGCGGAUCGGACGCUCUACAGCCUACGCAGGUUCACGCAGGAUUUGACCCACCGACACGAGGUGACCAAGGCGCACCUCUCGGCACAGGUGCCCCAGGGGGUGGACAUCAUGAACGGCGGCGGGGACUACGGAUUCCCCCAUCCCUUUGACACGAACGGAGUGAUGAGUCCGCAGACGCAACGUGCGCUGCAAGAACAAACGGUCCUGUUGGCGAAAUGCUACCUGCGGCAGGGACACUGGCUGAUUGCCCUGAAUAAGGAGACAUGGCAUCACAACCACGUGAAGGAUAUCCUUGCCGCCUACAAUUCCGCCACCAAGUUCAACCCCCGCUGGUAUAAGGCGUGGCACGCAUGGGCGCUGGCCAACUUCGAGAUCGUCCAAGCCGCCGCGUCCCGGGGCGGCGAGCUCAACGUCCCGGUAUCGGAACAGCAGCUGAUCCUCGACCACGUCGUCCCGGCCGUCCGUGGAUUCUUCAAGUCGAUCGCGCUGUCGGAGGGCAGCUCCCUGCAGGACACGCUCCGCCUGCUGACGCUUUGGUUCGCUCACGGUUCCAGCGCAGGUGUUAACGCCGCUGUGACGGAAGGUUUCACGCAGGUCAGCGUCGAUACCUGGCUGGAGGUGAUCCCCCAGCUCAUUGCGCGCAUCAACCAGCCGACGCGACGUGUGCAGCAGACGGUCCACAGCCUCUUAGCCGACGUGGGCAGGGCGCACCCGCAGGCUCUCAUCUACCCGUUGACGGUGGCGAUGAAGUCCUGGCAGAGCGCGCAGCGGUCGCGGUCUGCGGCGCAGAUCCUCGACAGCAUGCGGCAACACAGCGCCAAUCUCGUCGCGCAAGCCGACGUCGUCAGCCACGAGCUUAUCAGGGUCGCUGUGCUGUGGCACGAGCUGUGGCACGAGGGCCUCGAGGAGGCGUCGCGGCUGUACUUUGGCGACCACAACAUCGAGGGCAUGUUCGCAACGCUGGAGCCUCUCCACGACCUCCUGGAACGCGGACCCGAGACGCUUCGGGAAAUCUCUUUCGCGCAGACGUUUGGUAGGGACCUCACGGAAGCGCGGGAGUGGUGCCGCCAGUACGAGACCAGCCGGGACGUCAACGACCUCAACCAGGCGUGGGAUCUGUACUACCAGGUUUUCAGGCGGAUUUCGCGGCAGCUGCCGCAGCUGACGUCGUUGGAGCUGCCGUAUUGCUCGCCCAAGCUCCUGGCGGCCAAGGACCUGGACCUCGCGGUCCCGGGCACCUACCGCAGCGGCCAACCGAUCGUGCGCAUCAUGGAGUUCGACGGCACCUUCACUGUUAUUAAUAGCAAACAGCGGCCGAGGAAGAUCAGCGUCAUGGGUAGCGACGGUGUACGCUAUGGCUUCCUGCUGAAGGGCCACGAAGACAUCCGUCAGGACGAGAGGGUGAUGCAGCUGUUUGGCCUCUGCAACACGCUGCUCGCCAGCGACUCGGAGUGCUACAAGCGUCACCUUAACAUCGAGCGCUUCCCGGCCAUCCCGCUGUCGCAGAGCUCGGGUCUCUUGGGAUGGGUGCCCAACAGCGACACGCUCCAUGUCCUUAUCAGGGAAUACCGAGAGAGCAGAAAGAUCCUCCUUAAUAUCGAGCAUCGCAUCAUGCUCCAGAUGGCUCCCGACUACGACAAUCUCACGCUGAUGCAGAAGGUGGAAGUGUUCGGCUACGCGUUGGACAACACGACGGGCCAGGAUCUCUAUCGGGUCCUGUGGCUCAAGAGCAAGAGCUCCGAGGCCUGGCUGGAGAGGCGGACCAACUACACUCGAUCUCUGGGCGUGAUGUCGAUGGUCGGGUACAUCCUCGGACUCGGCGACAGGCACCCGUCGAAUCUUAUGCUGGAUCGCAUAACGGGCAAGAUCAUCCAUAUUGAUUUUGGCGAUUGUUUCGAGGUUGCCAUGAAGCGCGAGAAAUACCCGGAGCGGGUGCCGUUCCGAUUGACACGCAUGCUCACGUACGCCAUGGAGGUUAGCAACAUCGAGGGAAGUUUCAGGAUUACAUGCGAACAUGUCAUGCGGGUGCUGCGCGACAACAAGGACAGUCUUAUGGCGGUCCUAGAGGCGUUCAUUCACGAUCCUCUCCUGACUUGGCGCCUCACCGACACCAAGGCAGCCAGCCCGACGGGUCCCGACUUCCGAGCGGCGGGCGAUCCAGUCGUCGCAGGACCGCAGGGCCCUCGCGAUCGUCGGCCGUCGAUCCUCGAAGCCGACGCGCCUCCCUCGGAACUGCUGGCCAUGGGAGGAGACACGGCGGGGCUGGCGGGUGCCGCGUCAAGGACACGGGCGAGGGCGAAUUCGUCGGUGGUGCCGAGCAGCCUCGCGAACGGCGUCAACGGGCAGGAGGGCCCGGAAGUGCAGAACGCGCGGGCACUGGAAGUGCUGGAUCGCGUGUCGCAGAAGCUCACGGGCCGGGAUUUCAAGCCCGACGAGGAACUGGAUAUUGUCAGCCAGGUGAACAAGCUCAUUACGGAGGCGACCAAGCUGGAGAACCUCUGCCAGCACUACAUCGGAUGGUGCAGCUUCUGGUGAUGACGGGGAAUCCGAAUGGUUGCAGUGAUACGGGACGGGGAGGCUCGGAUCUUGGAGUAGGAGAAUCAUGUGAAGGGAGAGGUGAAGGAUCUUGCGGAUGUCUUUCUUCAUUUUCUUGAGGCUCGAGUUUCGAGGGGGUGAUGUGUGGAACUGGCGUUGGGUGGGGGGAGGGGGCCAAUCUUUUGCCAUGAGUGCCUAUUUGAUAGAGGGCUUGAUGGAUUUCAGGGUUGUCGGAAAGGGUCUCUUUCGCGAGUGCCUUUUCUUCUUUAUUUUUGUUAUUCUCUUCCUUGCUACAUACCCCCUCAGGUCUCAGGGGAAUGACUUGGCUGGUGGUAUUUUGGUCUUUUUUUUGUUUUCUUUCAACGGAUGGCCUCUAGGGAUCGGCCGGACUAGAUGCUUUGCAACAAGGGGCGUUGCGGAUUUCUAGAUCCUAGGAGAACGAAAAUAACAGUUUUCGUCUUUGACGACAGGGAUGGAGAAGGGAGG